Molecule: messenger RNA, 318 nt
Organism: Protopolystoma xenopodis
Lineage: Eukaryota; Metazoa; Platyhelminthes; Monogenea; Polystomatidea; Polystomatidae
Source: the annotation of a GenBank genome assembly
AUGUUGGUAUACAUGCUGUCAUCACAUGACCGGUUAGCACUGUUGAGUCUAGCCUUUAAGGAUGUGGAAGAGACAGGGCUUGAAUUAUCUCGAAACUUGCCCAUUUUCGAGCUGAUUUUGACCGUUUUCUCUCCUCCACCACGACUCACUUUGGCAGACAUACUCGGGCCUCUUCUGCGUGGCCGUCAAUCCCUACAGACGCUUCCCCAUCUACACUUCCCAAGUGGCCAUGAAGUACAAGGGCAAGCGUCGCGGAGAGAUGCCGCCUCACAUCUUCUCAAUUUCGGACAACGCCUAUCACAACAUGCUACAAGGUGA